UCCACCGCUCCCCCCUUUGCCCCCUGGAACCGGCUAAUACUCUCCCGCUCAGCCGCCCUAUAUCGCGAUCCUAUCCUUAUAUCCCCCCUCUCGCUGACACAUCCCUCGAUCUACCGGUCAGGUGAAUCAAAUCGACUACUCUACACCUCCAUCAUGCAAGUUGAGGGUCCUGGGGGCAUGAUCAAUCCCAGCGCUGGGGUGCAUUCUGCUUAUCAACGUUCAUCUGAGAAUGACAUGACACGUCAAGGCUCAGGUGGAUUACCAUCAGAUGGCAUGUAUCCCUAUCCUGCUUUUCAACCCAACCUGCAUUCUCAAAGCAUCAAUCUGCCGGCUCCGUUCCCGGGUGCUUCUUCCUCGUCAUCGUCUGCCUCCCUAGGCAUGUCGGUAUCACCUCCGCGGUGGGUGACUGGAGGAAACGCUGGCUGGGGUGGUCCACCACCAAUGUAUGGCGGCUCGGGUAGCUACGUAGGUAGCAUUGGAGCUCUCGGCACGAGCUUUGGACAGGAACGAGACCGCGAGCUUGAAGCAAGAUAUGUUAGAGACUUCGCAUGCUGCGGACGGCAGCUGAACGGAUUGCACGAGCUACUUGAGCAUUAUGAGGAGGAACACGCCAAUCUUGGUCCAAGCGCCCGCAUGGCAGCAGUCAACGCAGCAUCUCAUACGCCUCAAAAUCGAAUGGACUCGGUCCAGAGCGCUUCCUCUGUAUCGACGAUGAGCCCUGCUGUCGUCACUCCGAUGCAAACAAGUUACUCUCAGAACGAACCGCCGACAGCACCAGGCAUGGUUGACAUCGAAAUGGAUGGGCCCGGUCAUCAUUCCGUCCAAACCGCAUUUCCCAAGUCACAACAUCCGCGAGCAGCUGCCGUUUCAAGACCUUCAGGAGUGUCCAUCAGCGCUCCUGCUAGCCCUUGGGCUGGGGCGUUCCGACCACAAGGAGGAAGUACACCCCCUCACUGCUUACCGCCGAGCCUCCUCUCCUCCGGCCCACCUCAUACCGCCUCCAGCACCCCAACCCCGGAGCAACAGAUGAAAGCGCUCAAGAAAGCUCAACGGAAGGUGGAACGGAUGGCGUCCCGCGACGAUCCUUCCGCGAGUGAUGCAGAAGGCGAGAAGAAGUUUCCUUGCCCUGUGGAAGGCUGCGGGAAAGUGUAUAAGCAGGCUAAUGGUCUCAAGUAUCAUCUGACCAAAAGUGUCAACGGUCACGGGCACGUAAAUCUCGCGGCAAUGGGAGGUCUAGCUCCGUUUUUGAGCGACAGAGGGCCCGAGUGAGCAUCGGAUGAAGACACGACGAAAAUGAGUUGGAAGAAGAAAGGGUUUCCUGGCUUUUAUGUUGUACAGAGCCAUGCAUCAUUAUAUCGUAACUGUUCACGUU
This is a messenger RNA of Kockovaella imperatae, 1372 nucleotides long. RefSeq lists its product as hypothetical. Lineage: Eukaryota; Fungi; Basidiomycota; Tremellomycetes; Tremellales; Cuniculitremaceae. The coding region runs from base 154 to 1269 and encodes 371 amino acids. The transcript is spliced from 3 exons. Gene Ontology annotation, cellular component: nucleus. The record is from RefSeq and is a predicted model, not a curated record.